UAUUUCAGAAGACGCGUAAUUUUUGUGCGGUCGACAGGGUUUGAUUUAAAAACGGUUGACAAAGACUGACGCCGGGUUCCUGUUUUUAUUGUGAUUAAUUAAAAUCGUUGAUUACACUGGUACUGAGCCUACAGUAGAGGCCGAAAUCCAAAAAGAUACGGUACAAUACAAUACGAAAUCGUUGAUUCCCCAGAAUGGAACCGUUCAAAACGCCGAAUAAAUGUAAGAGGUUGGAGCCCAAGUCCGAGGCACACACGCCAAUUCGCAUUCCACCGUCGCCCUUUCUUAAACAUCUAGGUUAUGGCUGUGGAGUCAGCGUCUUCACUUUGGAGCGAUCGCCUAAGGUUGGGUUCGCUCGGUCACCAUGGGCAAUUAAAAAACUAAACCGUAAGAUAACGGACGAUAAGAGGUACACUGAACGAAUUCGACUGGAAGCAGAUAUUCUUAGGAAAUUAAGUCACCCUAAUAUUGUUGGCUUCAGAGGGAUCGGCGAUACAUUAAAGGGUGACUUAUGCCUUGCGAUGGAGAAGUUGGAUCAGUCGUUAGGAGACCUGAUAGAGGAAAUGGUAGAAGCGGACAAAAGGUCUUUUCCUGCAAGCGAUAUUUUGAAAAUCAGCUUCGAAGUCGCUAAGGGCUUGGAGUAUUUACAUCAUACUGCACACAUUUUGCAUGGCGAUGUAAAAAGUUUUAAUAUCUUGGUUUCUGACAAUUGUAAUGUAGUGAAGUUAUGCGACUUUGGAGUUUCGGUACCUUUGACAGAUUCAUUAGAAAUGGAUACCUCCAAGGGAAAAUAUACUUACAUUGGUACUGAGUGUUGGAGCCCACCCGAAGUAAUAAAUGAAUGUGGACCAAUAACGAAUAAAGCGGAUAUGUGGGCAUAUGGUCUUGUAAUCUGGGAAAUGAUAGCUUUAUCACCACCACACAUUGAAUCGGACAAUGAUUCUACAGAAGACGCUUCUUUCUCUGAUGCAUCAUUUAGCGAUGCGAAAACCACUAACGAAAGUUGUGCCACCGAUAUGGAUGACACCUUAGAAUGCCUGAAAAAUUGUUAUAGUUCAAAGUAUGGGACACGGCCACCGUUACCAGCUAUGGAAGUAGGACCAGAAUAUCAACACGUUCUAGAAAUAUUUUUUGCUUGCACUGACACAGAUUACAAAACGAGACCAAGUGCUAAAGGAGUUGUUAAGUAUUUUGAAAACUACGUGAAAGCAAAAUCGACAAGUAUGGCAAGCAAUACUAAUACUAAUUAAGUUACGUCAUAACGAUAAAGCCAAUGGCUAAAUAAAAAAUAAGAAUAUGGACGAAUA
This is a messenger RNA of Orussus abietinus, 1307 nucleotides long. RefSeq names its product lymphokine-activated killer T-cell-originated protein kinase. Gene Ontology annotation, molecular function: protein serine/threonine kinase activity; ATP binding. Gene Ontology annotation, biological process: protein phosphorylation. The record is from RefSeq and is a predicted model, not a curated record. The coding region runs from base 195 to 1250 and encodes 351 amino acids. The transcript is spliced from 5 exons. Gene Ontology annotation, cellular component: cytoplasm. NCBI's taxonomy places the organism in Eukaryota, Metazoa, Arthropoda, Insecta, Hymenoptera, Orussidae.